CGACAAUGCCCCGCACGCUGGGUUGGCGACCUUCCCGAUUGAUCCAGGUCCGCCGUCCUAUCGCCGCCAUCACUCGUCCGACAAAACCAUUCUUCUCCCCGCCGGCUUCUGUCUCCCCUUUCUCCCUCACCAAAACAUACCUGACCGAGUCGACCCGCGCCCACCAAGCUCGCAAAAUGGCUCCCCAACUCGACAGCUACUUCCAAAAGGUGGACUCCCUGUCGGACCACUUCAUCGACCGCCUGCGCCAGGCCGUUGCCAUCCCCUCCAUCUCGUCCGAGGCUGCCCGCCGUCCCGAUGUCGUCCGCAUGGGCCAGUGGCUCGCCGAUGAGCUGACCAAGCUGGGCGCCACCGUCGAGCUCCGUCCUCUCGGCAAGCAGGAGGGCACCGACCUCGAUCUCCCUCCCGUCGUCCUUGCCCGCUACGGCAACGACAAGAACAAGCGCACCAUCCUCGUCUACGGCCACUACGACGUCCAGCCCGCCGAAAAGAGCGACGGCUGGGACACGGAGCCCUUUGACCUGACCGUCAAGGAGGACGGGCGCAUGUGCGGCCGUGGUGCCACCGAUGACAAGGGCCCCGUCCUGGGCUGGCUCAACGCCAUUGAGGCUCACAAGGCCGCCGGCGUCGACUUCCCCGUCAACCUCCUCAUGUGCUUCGAGGGCAUGGAGGAGUACGGCUCGGACGGUCUCGAGGAGCUCGUCAUGGCUGAGGGCAAAAAGUACUUUGCCGAUGCCGACGCCGUUUGCAUCAGCGACAACUACUGGCUCGGCACCGAGCGUCCCUGCCUGACCUACGGUCUCCGUGGCUGCAACUACUACAGCGUCGAGGUUUCCGGCCCCGGUGCCGAUCUUCACUCUGGUGUCUUUGGCGGUACCGCCCAGGAGCCCAUGACCGACCUCGUCCGCAUCCUUGCCUCGCUUGUCGACACGGACGGCAAGAUCCAGAUCAAGGGCAUCGCUGAGCAGGUCGCCCCUGUGACCCCUGAGGAGGAUGGUUUGUACGAUGACAUUGCCUUUACCAUGGAGACCCUCCACGAGUCGCUCGGUAGCAAGACCACCAUCUUCGAGGACAAGAAGAAGACCCUCAUGGCCCGCUGGCGCUUCCCUUCCCUGUCCAUUCACGGUGUCGAGGGUGCCUUUUCCAACCCUGGAGCCAAGACCGUCAUUCCCGCCAAGGUCAUCGGCAAGUUCUCGAUCCGCACCGUGCCCGAUAUGGAGAUUGAGAAGACCAACCAGUGCGUGUACGAUCACGUCAACGAGGUGUUCAAGAAGCUCGGCUCCAAGAACACCAUGAAUGUGUACGCCCAGCACUGCGGCAAGUGGUGGAAGGCCAGCCCCAACCACUGGAACUUUGCUGCUGCUGCCAAGGCUACCGAGCGUGUCUGGGGCAUGAAGCCCGAUUUCACUCGCGAGGGUGGUUCCAUUCCCAUCACCUUGACUUUCGAGGAGGCUACUGGCAAGAACGUCCUUCUGCUGCCCAUGGGAAGCUCCACCGACGGUGCUCACUCCAUCAAUGAGAAGCUUGACAAGAAGAACUACAUUGAGGGCAUCAAGCUCUUGGGUGCCUAUCUGCACUACGUUGCUGAGGAGCCCAUGAACGCUUAAGCGGGAGUGGUUGCUGUUGGGAGGAGUAGCAGCAUGGAGUGCGGCGUCAUGCGUGGACACAUUUUGUGUCAGUGGAUGAUGUUGGAAAGUAGUCAAUUAGUUCAGUUCGAAAUACCCAUUAUGUGAUACCAGUUCCACACCGGUUCGAACACCUUGCGCUAAUGCCUUAGACCGAUGAUGCCCUAUAUCGUAUCCCCAUCCGUGCCCCAGCGCUAUGAGUAAAAAGAAAAAAUGAAGCCAGUGAAUCAAGAAAACGGAAAACCCAUAUCAACGUUCUAGGUGAAGUAGAGCUUCCAAAUAACCGCAAAACGCCCCGUCCUAGGUAGUCCCGUAGUUCUGGAGAUCCGAUACGGAAAGCAUCACUUGCAGCCAGACCACCAUACCAGCCAUGAAGCGUCCAAAUGAAAUGCCCAAAAGACUCGCUCUGGCUAGGAACACACACUCCAUUCGUCAAGCCAAGGUCCAAAUGAUAAUCUGAUGACCACUUGACAUCCAUGCAAACGCUCGCCACUAUGCCGGAAUUCGAGCACGAUGCUCAGUAUUCAGCUCAGCUCCAUGAGACUACCUCUAGUAAUGGCAGCCCAUACUCCCACAUUCUCCGACCAAAGCAAACAACUCCGGCUAACAGGUCAUCCAUCACGACCAAAAAAGCCCUCCCCUAGGCGGCUUCAUGUUGGUCAGCUUCCCCUUGCGCCGCUUAGCCACGGUCUCGGC
This is a messenger RNA of Neurospora tetrasperma FGSC 2508, 2321 nucleotides long. RefSeq lists its product as uncharacterized. Gene Ontology annotation, biological process: proteolysis. Gene Ontology annotation, molecular function: metallodipeptidase activity. The record is from RefSeq and is a predicted model, not a curated record. The transcript has a single exon. Bases 6 to 1607 code for a protein of 533 amino acids. Lineage: Eukaryota; Fungi; Ascomycota; Sordariomycetes; Sordariales; Sordariaceae.